Molecule: messenger RNA, 819 nt
Organism: Miscanthus lutarioriparius
Lineage: Eukaryota; Viridiplantae; Streptophyta; Magnoliopsida; Poales; Poaceae
Source: the annotation of a GenBank genome assembly
AUGGUGGCGCCGGACGUGAAGGCGGAGACGAUGAAGCUGAUGGAUCAGCGGGGUGGCCUGGAGGCGGAGAUGGACGCCAUCAUCGCCCGCCUCACCGCGCCCGGCGGGCCGGGCAUCACCGGCGGUCUCGUCGACGCCGAGGGUUUCCCCAGGUCCGACAUCGACAUCCCGAGCGUGCUCGCCCAGCGCCGGAGGCUCGCUGAAUUGCGAAAUGAUCACAAGGAUGUUACAAAUAAAAUUGAUAAAAAUCUGGAGAUUUUACACUCAGCAAAGUUAUCAAGGAAUGAGCAAUCAACCUCGAGGAGGUCUGAUACAACAGGUCCUUCACACAUUGGAUCAACUCAAAGUGAACCUAUGGAAGAGGACCAUGUGACCAAACUUCCUUUUGCCAUGAUUGAUGAAAUCACGGAUGGUUCUCCUGCUUCUGUGGAUGGUUUGCAACUUGGAGAUGAGAUAGUAAAGUUUGGGAAUGUGGAAGCUGGUGACCAAUUGCAGGAAAGGCUCAUCUCUGAAGCUCUUUCCAAUGAGGACAGUCAAGUAUCUUUAGUCAUCAUUCGCCAGGAAUCAGCAAUGAAUUUAACAAUUACACCAAGAAAGUGGCAUGGAAGAGGACUUCUGGGUCCUUUUGAAGAACUUUAUGGAUGUGUGUCUUCUAGCUGUGGCUGUUGUGUUUAUUUGAUUGUUUUGAUUGCCAUGGUGCCAUUUUCGGAUGCUAUGAAGAGUCAAACACUCUUCUGCAGAAUGAGCUGGUCUAUUAUGUUUGCACUUGUGGAGACGGCUCUAGCAAUGGUAUUUCAGCCGCAAAGUGAACUGAUUUAA